Molecule: messenger RNA, 3001 nt
Organism: Cheilinus undulatus (humphead wrasse)
Lineage: Eukaryota; Metazoa; Chordata; Actinopteri; Labriformes; Labridae
Gene: slc33a1
Product: solute carrier family 33 member 1
Exons: 10
Coding region: 145-1791 (548 amino acids)
Cellular component (GO): membrane
Molecular function (GO): acetyl-CoA transmembrane transporter activity
Source: RefSeq, a predicted model, not a curated record
UGAAUGUCUGUCUGUUUUCAUGAUUCAGCGGUUUGUCCUCAGUUUGUUUGAAUCGGCAUGCUGUCAUCAUCACUAGGUCAACGUAACAUCUGCUAAUUUUGAGAUUUGCAGAGGGCACAGCAGGUUUGAUGCCCGUGCUCCAACAUGGAGCACUCAGAUUUGACCACUCACAAGAACGGGCGGCAGAGGAAGCUGGCGGGUACCACUCUUCCACCUGAGGACAUGAGGGGCAUGGACAGGGGCGAGUCUGGAUCAGAACCAGAGGUUGAGGAUGAAGGUGAAGAUCUUAUCAGAGGGUCUGACUCUGAGGACAGGAGGCGCAGAGUCCAGCCUGGGAUUCGUGGAGAGUUGGGCAAUGUGUUACUCCUCCUCUUCCUCUAUGUGCUUCAGGGGAUUCCUCUGGGACUGGCGGGUAGCAUCCCUUUAAUCUUACAGAGUAAGAACGUAAGCUACAAAGACCAAGCCUUCUUCAGCUUUGUCUUCUGGCCUUUUAGUCUGAAGCUUCUCUGGGCACCACUGGUGGAUGCCCUCUACUUCAGCAGGUUUGGUAGGAGAAAGUCCUGGCUGGUCCCCACACAGUACCUGCUUGGCCUCUUCAUGAUCUACCUCUCUAUGUCAGUGGAUUCACUGCUGCAGAGUGAAGGAGGCCCAAAUGUGCUAACACUUACUGCAGUCUUCUUUAUGCUUGCCUUCUUGGCAGCAACACAGGACAUAGCUGUGGACGGUUGGGCCCUGACUAUGUUAUCCAGAGAGAACGUGGGCUAUGCUUCUACGUGUAACUCUGUGGGCCAGACAGCUGGCUACUUUUUGGGAAAUGUGCUUUUUCUGGCUCUGGAAUCGGCAGAUUUCUGUAACAAAUACCUCAGAGUGGUGCCAAAGGACACAGGCAUUGUCACUUUACCAGACUUCUUAUUUUUCUGGGGAAUGGUGUUCCUGGUGUCUACAACUUUGGUGGCCAUCAUUAAAAGGGAAAAUGAGCACGGCAAAGGAAAGAGGAGGGUGCACGAGGAGACACAGGGCGUCAUGGAAACCUACAAGCUCCUGCUCUCUAUCAUCAAAAUGCCUACAGUCUUCACCUUCUGUGUCCUGCUUCUCACAGCUAAAGUCGGUUUCUCUGCAGCCGACGCUGUGACUGGUCUGAAACUAGUGGAAGCCGGAGUUCCUAAGGAGCAGCUGGCAUUGCUGGCAGUGCCCAUGGUUCCUCUGCAGAUCCUGCUUCCUGUGAUCAUCAGUAAAUACACAGCAGGGCCCAGACCUUUGGAUGUCUUCUACAAGGCGUUCCCCUUCAGGCUGCUCAUAGGACUGGAGUACGCUCUGCUGGUGUGGUGGACCCCCAGUGUCAAACAGGACGGAGGGUUCCCUAUCUACUACUAUGCUAUUGUGCUGCUUAGCUACGCAUUGCAUCAGGUGGCGUUGUACAGUAUGUAUGUGGCCUGCAUGGCCUUUCAUGCCAAAGUAAGCGACCCCCUGAUCGGCGGGACCUACAUGACCCUCCUGAACACAGUCACUAACCUGGGUGGAAACUGGCCAUCCACUGUGGCUCUGUGGUUGGUGGACCCACUGACCUCUAAAGUGUGUGACGGGGCUGUGGGGCAGAGCUGCGGCUCUGCAGAAGAGUCUGGGCUCUGCAUUAAGGAGGGCGGCACUUGUCUGACGACGUUGGAUGGCUACUAUGUGGAGUCACUGGUGUGCGUUGUCAUUGGUUUAGCUUGGUGGGUGUGGUUAGGGAAGAAAAUGAGGCAGCUGCAGGAGCAGAGCCCGGCUGCAUGGAGGUGCAGAGCUGAUCGGUAAUGAUACGGAUGAACCAAACCACAGACUUAUCCCCUCACUGUCUUCAGACGUUGACUCAAAGUACAGUUUUUUAAAUCCAUCUGGUCUAGUCCGUCUGGUUCUUGAGCUGCUUCAUUAAGAAAAAAACAUUCUCACUGCUGUCAUCUGAAGUACUGAAGUCUGAUGAAAGAUGGGAUUUUUUUUCUAUGAAAAUGAAAGUUUGACUUGCUGGCACGCUCUCUCACUGUAACAGGGCCCUCAAAUGAUAAUAUCCCUGAUGUUUAAGAAAAAAUAACACUGAUUAUUUAUGCUGCUCAACAGAACCAAACCUUAGCAGGGACAAAGUUAAAUCUGCAUUAAUAUCCACCAGUUAACUAUAUUUUCCAUGAAGUAAAAGUCACAUUAUCGUGUUGAUUUUGGCUUUAGCCACAGACGGCGACAAGGAAUUUCUUCUGUAAUGUUUGCUCAAAUAUCUUUCUUCCUCUGGAGUAAUUCGUGCCUUGGUUAGUUUUUCUAUAGAGCAGCUACAGAGAUGAUCUUAUUUAAGAUGCAGUUCAGCUGAGAAGGCGGCGAGAGUGGACCAUUUUGUUACCCGUUAGUUUUCCACAUGAAGCUGAGAGCACAUUCCUUAUUCUCUUAUUUGCACAACAUAUUUAAAACAUCUAUCCAUUAUCAACAUUAUUUUCAAUUCUUGAAAUAACCAAGACAGUCUACAUAGAGAUCAACUCAGUCUAUAUUUGCUACCUUUACCUGAAUCUGGUAAGCUACACUUAAAUGUUACACAUAUAAAAAAACGUGUGCUGAAACAGGCAGAUUUUCCCCUCAUGAUGUCAUGUAGGGAGUUAGCCCCACCCUUAGCUUCGGUUGGCCCUCCCCGCUGGAAUAAAGUUCUGCUCUCCUCCCCCUCCUGAGCUGAGAGGAGGAUCAGGAGCGCUACAUCCAUUUCCUGAAACGGGGCAGAGUCAGAUAGCUCAUUAAAGACUCUGUAAAGUGAAAUCCAAAGUUUUUGUCUUACAGUAGAUAUGUUGGAAAAUGGUUGCUGUAAACAUGUGAAAACACUGAGAUCUACAUGGGACUGAAUUUUGGAUUUAAACCUCACUUCUUUUCUUGCUAGGUUUAAUGUGGGCGGGGCCAUCGUGAGCUGGUGAUGUCAUGAGCCCCCACUAGGGAAUGACCCCGCCCCUCUAACACUCCAAUCUAAAAUCACAGAGCAGUUCAUCUCAGUCCAGUC